Molecule: messenger RNA, 1496 nt
Organism: Onychostruthus taczanowskii (white-rumped snowfinch)
Lineage: Eukaryota; Metazoa; Chordata; Aves; Passeriformes; Passeridae
Product: forkhead box protein J1-like
Exons: 5
Coding region: 1-1281 (426 amino acids)
Biological process (GO): regulation of DNA-templated transcription
Molecular function (GO): sequence-specific DNA binding; DNA-binding transcription factor activity
Source: RefSeq, a predicted model, not a curated record
AUGCCGCGGUUCCCUCGCUGCCGGGCCCGGGUGCCGCGGCUGUGCCGAGCCCGACAAGGCGCCCACAUCGGCCUGGCCCCCAUCUCCCAGGACCCCGAGGACCGCUGCAGCAUCUGGGAGAACCUGGUGAGCCUGGUGGAUUUCCAGUGCCCGGGUUUUCCCCUGACCUCCGAGGAGCUCUGCCACUACAUCGACAUCCCCCGCUCGCCGGUGGCCGUGACCCUGCCCGGGGCUGUGACCCCGCCCGGGCCCCCCGUGCCCCCGGGGGACAUCGACUACAGGACCAACGCGCACGUGAAGCCGCCCUACUCCUACGCCACCCUGAUCUGCAUGGCCAUGGAAGCCAGCCAGCAGCCCAAGCUCACCCUGGCAGCCAUCUGCAAGUGGAUCAGCGACAACUUCUGCUACUUCCGCCGUGCCCACCCCAGCUGGCAGAGCUCCAUCCGGCACAACCUGUGCAUCAACAAGCGCUUCGUCAAGGUGCCUCGCGAGAAGGGGGAGCCGGGCAGAGGAGCCUUCUGGAAGCUUCACCCCCAGUACGCCGAGUGGCUCAAGAGCAGCACCCUCAAAGGGCACAGAAGAAUUGACAAUUCUUGCUUUCCUUUUCCUCUGAGGCUUCCCAGCUUCUCUGGGCAAAGAGGAUUGUUCAGAAAACACCACGGUGACCCAGCUCUGUUCCACAGGCCCCUUCCAGAGCCCGGGAGUGCCCAGCAGGGAGCACAGCGCGUCCCCAGCCCCGCUGCCGCCGGCGCCGACCUCGAGGUGGGCGCGGAGCUGCAGCGGCUGCUGUGGGAGUUUGAGGAGUUCGAGAGCAGCCAGAGGUGGAGCCCUGAGGAGAACCCAGCGGGCCAGCAGAGCGAGCCCGAGGCCUCUUGGCUGCCAGGCUGUGCCCCGGCGAGCCAGGAGGAGCCGGGCGAGCUGACGGAGCUGAAGGGCAGCACGGAGUGGGAAGCGCUGCUCGACGCCCCCGCCGAGCUGGGGGAUUUCUCCGCUCUGGGGCAGCUCCCACCUUCCAGCCAGCCUGGAACCUUCCCCCUGCACCCCAGCAGGGCAGCGGGGCAGCAGCUGGGCUGGCCUCAAAUGCUGCCCGAGCCCAGCCCUACCAAAUCGGGCUCGGAUGAAACCCUGAUGGCCACGGCUUUCCUGGAGGCUGCGUGGCACGAGGAGGUGAGAGGGAACCUUUGCAGCCCCGCCGAGCAGGGGGCUGCAAACUUCCAGGCCUCUUUGCCCGGCAGGGAGGUCAUGGAUUGGGACUCUCUGGCCCCUUUAAGGCUCUAUUAGAGAUGGGAGAUUAGAUUAGAUUACAUUAGAUUACACUUGAUUUGAUUUGAUUCCAAGGAUUUAGGAGGGGUUUUAGGGUGGGUGUAGCUGGUUUGAUGGAUGAGGGGUUUUUUUUGCUGUUCUUUUUGCUUUCUGUUCUGUUUUUUGCUUGGGGAACGUGCUGAAGAUACUUGGCUACUUUAAAUUUUUUUUUUUUUUUCAUUUUUUUGGCGGUU